Quercus lobata is the source of this 438-nucleotide messenger RNA. RefSeq lists its product as uncharacterized. Lineage: Eukaryota; Viridiplantae; Streptophyta; Magnoliopsida; Fagales; Fagaceae. The transcript has a single exon. The record is from RefSeq and is a predicted model, not a curated record. The coding region runs from base 1 to 438 and encodes 145 amino acids.
AUGGAAAGUCAGGUGCAGUGGGUGUUAAACAAUGGUCCCUGGAGCUUCGAUAACUUGCUUCUAUUACUGAGGCGAUGGGAGCGUGGAAUGACGGUGAACAAGGUUACUUUCACUCACUGCCCUCUGUGGGUGCAGGUAUGGGGAUUGCCUUUUGAUCUCUUCAGUGAGGAGGUAGGGCAAGAGAUUGGUAGGGGGCUGGGAAGGGUAGUGGAAGUAGAUUGGAAAGGUUCAAACUCCGAUCAAGCUAGGUUCCUUCGAAUUCGCGUCGAAAUCCCACUGGAUAAGCCGCUCCGACGUGGUAGUCAGAUUAUGAACCCCGAGGGAGACGUAGUGUGGGUGGCUUUCAAGUAUGAACGAAUGUUCAGUUUUUGCUUCAAGUGUGGAAGGAUCGAACAUGAAGCAAAACUUUGUGAGAUGCCAUGGGACGAAGAGGGGUAG